Messenger RNA from Podarcis raffonei (Aeolian wall lizard), 5178 nucleotides. RefSeq names its product family with sequence similarity 83 member B (gene SACK1B). The coding region runs from base 299 to 3460 and encodes 1053 amino acids. Gene Ontology annotation, biological process: epidermal growth factor receptor signaling pathway. Gene Ontology annotation, cellular component: cytoplasm; membrane. The record is from RefSeq and is a predicted model, not a curated record. The transcript is spliced from 5 exons. Lineage: Eukaryota; Metazoa; Chordata; Lepidosauria; Squamata; Lacertidae.
CAGGGCUGGGUUUGCGCUUCUGGAGCAUGUUGGAACUGGUUUCCACGCCCAUCCCUGCCCACAACGCUCCUGAGAGCGAGCGCGAGGAGGACGGGAAAUACCUGCGAGGAGGGGAGCCGUGUUGAAACUUGAAGCUCGCCACUUUUCCCCCGGUGCGCGCAGUUGCCUCCGCGCCAAUUCCCAUGCUAGGCGAAGCUUCCGAGGGGACGGACGGCCAAGCGCGCGGCGACGCAGCAAAAUACAUCCCAUAGUGCAUGAAUGGACAUUUAAGAAGCCUUGCUCCUAAAUUACUGUGAAAAUGGAAACCUCAUCUCUGCUGUCAUCCUUACAUGAUGAUUGUAGAUCAGACAACUACCUUGAACCGCACUACAAGGAAUGUUACAGGCUUGCCAUUGAUGUGUUAAUUGAAAGUGGUUCAGAGGCUUACCAAGAAUUUCUUUCCAAGGAGAGAUGUGCAGAGUUUCUAGCGGAUGAUGAAAUCAAUUAUAUACUGAACACAGUUCAGAAAAUCCCUCAAAACACAGUUUGUGCUACUGACAAUGCUGCUGAUGAUACCUCUUCCUCAGGAACUUAUUGGCCGAUGGAAUCAGAUGUUGAAGCUCCUAAUCUUGAUUUGGGUUGGCCUUAUGUAAUGCCUGGAAUUAAUGGUGGUACAAAUAUUGAGUUGCUCUUCCAUCCCCCUCGAAUACAACCUUUUACAAUAAAGGAAACUAUUAGGAAGAUGGUAAAAGAAGCAAGAAAGGUUGUUGCCAUCGUUAUGGAUAUGUUUACAGAUGUGGAUAUUUUUAAAGAAAUUGUAGAAGCAUCUACUAGGGGAAUUUCAGUGUAUCUUCUACUUGAUGAAUCUAACUUCAACCACUUUCUGAAGAUGACAGAGAAACAAGGCUGUCAAGUUCAAAGGCUCAGGAACAUGAGGGUGCGUACAGUAAAAGGACAAGAUUAUUACUCCAAGUCAGGGGCGAAAUUCCAUGGGAAAAUGGAACAAAAAUUUCUUCUCGUUGACUGUAAGAAAGUCAUGUAUGGUACCUAUAGCUUUAUGUGGUCCUUUGAGAAGGCAAACCUCAGCAUGGUCCAGGUUAUCACAGGACAACUGGUUGAAUCUUUUGAUGAAGAGUUUAGGACACUGUACGCCCGUUCUUCUGUUCCCAGCUCAUUUGCUCCAGAAUUAGUUAGAAUUAAUAGCCGCCGAGCACUCUGGGAGAACGAUGCCUACCAGCAUUCACAGUCUUCCUUAGCUUCAGCUUCUAGCCUGCGUAACCCUUUUGGGAGGGCCAACAAAACCCACAACUUAGACACCAGCUUUCUGAAGAAACAAGGCAGAUAUGGAAUAAAUGACAAUGACACAUUCACUCCUAGAAACCACAUCUUUCAGAAACCACAGUUUGCUCCAGGUUUUCAUAUGCAGAGUAGAAUCCAGCAGUACCAGCCCAACGAUGUAAAUGAACAUUGGAAAAGGCACAGCUAUGCAGGGGAGAAACCAGAAAGGACUCCAUACAUGAUGCUCAACAGGGCAAUGAACCGGGCAAAUAAUCAACCGCAUGGUUGGCAGGUGCCAUCUGACAGUCUCAGCGUUGUAUCUUCGUUGCACGGAAGUUACAAAAACCUCAAUGUGCCUCAACAGAGUCUGGUUGACCGGCUUCCACAGCCGAAGCUGAAUAUUGCAGACAGGAACUCAAUUGUACGGAGAUCUUUCAAUGGAACAGACAGUCACAUCCGCUACCUACAGCAGAGAAUGCCGACCCUUGAACGUACCACAAAAUCUUUCCUGCGCAACUGGCGCAUUGAAUCGUAUUUAAAUGACCAGUCGGAUUUUCCAGCAGACUCAAAUGGCUCAGGGAUAGGUGAUAGGUGUGAGGGCUUUGAUGCAGCGGAAAGUAUCAAGGCCCAUGCCCUUUAUGCUCACUCUCGCCUGCGCUCCUCCUUUGUCUUUAAGCCUACUUUGCCAGAGCAGAAAGAAGUAAACAGCUGUGCCAGUUCUUCUAAUUCAACUAUCAUUGGUUCAGAUGGCAGUGUGACGCCCAAAGGAACUCCCAACCAUGUUCCCAAGCCAGAAGAUGGAGCUGAUGACAUUGAGGCAGAACCAAGCACACACGUCCCACUGGAACCUGAGGUAGUCAAAAACAACAACCUGCCGAUUUCAGAAGAUAAGAAACCUAGUGUAACUCCACCAGUUAGUCAAGAGAAGCCUACCUACCUAUAUUCAACUCUGAGCACAAGCAGACCAGUAGAAUUUCUCAAGAAUGAAAGCAUACUGAAAAGGCGAAGUUUUCCAAUGUUUGACAAUUCAAAAUCUGCUUUGGAUCUUGGGAAUAAUAAAGAGGCAGCCAGCUACGUCUACAGCACACUAAAUAGGAAUAGACUUAGACAACCGGCUGCUCUAAAGCCAUCGCUAGAGGAGGACCUACAAAACUCUAAAAGCUUGUACGAUGUUGCCAAUCAUCUAUCACCUGACAGUAAUAAGCUGAAAAGUGAACAGGCCAGGUCUCCCACCACCCCGAAGUCCAUCUCUGUGGCUGCACUAGCUGAAUCGAGCAAAGAUGACCCUGGGAAAGAUGCCUCGCCGAAGAAAGAGAACAAGAAUUCCCCAAGUUUCCUGAAGAAGGGGUCGCAGAAACUGAGGUCGUUGCUGAACCUCACACCGGAGAAGAAAGAGAGCCUGUCCAAAAACAAAGCGCCUGCUUUUUACAGAAUGUGUAGCAGUUCUGACACUCUGGUGUCAGAAGGUGAAGAAAAUCAAAGACCCAAAGUGGCGGAAAUAAAGGUGGAAUGUUCUCCCAGGAAAAAAAGAAACUCCUCAUCUAAUUCACAGGGGAGCCUACAUAAGAGUAAAGAGGACAUUACUGUCAGCCCAAAGUCCCCCAAAUCUCCAAAAUCUCCCAAGUCCCCCAAGUCUCCAAAAUCACCAAAGUCUCAAAAAUCUCUGAAACCUCCAUCAGAAGAAAACAUGAAAAGGGGGCCUGUUGUGAAACCAAUAGAAAAUAUGCUGUUAGAAGUACCUCCAGGUGACCCAUCUGCUCCCAGAUUCAACACCGAGCAAAUUCAGUACCAGGAUGUCAGGGAGCUGCGUGCAAAUGCAGGCCGGGAUCGGGUCCCCCCACCAACUGCGGCCGCUAUUCCUCCGCACAGGGUCAGUGCAGCGGCGCCUCGUCUAUCGAGCACCAAGCCAAACGAUGAGCUAAUAAGACCUCGCUUGAGCGAUAGGCGUAUUUACAGUCGCUUUGAGCCGUUUUGCAAAGUGGAAAGCUCUGCUCAGCCAACAGGAACUCAGCAACCAAGCAGCACCCAGAAAAACAGCGCUCACUAUCCGGAGACAAAUAGCAAGGCCUCUAGGAAUAAUUAUGGAAGGAGCAACCAGGUGGCGAAUUACAACCCUGGUGUCUACCACCCAUUGCACCCCAAUGAAAACAAGUUGCGAGGAAUUAUGCAAAAGUUUGGGAAUUUUAUAUACAAAAAUAAAUGAAAUCUACUUAUGGAAUUUUUUUAUUUUAUUUUUUAAAAUAUACCUGCUGUAAAUACUUAAGUACAGACUGCUGGACAGCUUUUGUAAAGCUUAACUCAAAUCACUACAGGAGUUAGAACACUGCUAUACAUGUAUAUAACUUUGGUUCAGCAUAGGUUUCGGAAUCCGACCUGUUGAUACGUAUUUGCGUUUUUAUGUCGUUUGAGGUGUAACUCACCUCAGUGCUGGCAAUAAACAUUCUUUUAUAAACCCUGCCAAAACAUGCAAGGUGGUGCCACUCUUUCCAUAAAAUUGCUUUCAUGCACAAUAAAUGCUCAUUGGUUACUAAUCUUUUUACAUGCAGUCUGCAUGUCUACUCUCAAGGUUGUGCUUCUGUUGGGGGAAUAUACUGUUUUCUGAAUGCUGGACUUGCUAUAUUUUUGUAAACGAAAGAAGCAAUGCUGCUCCCCUCCAAUACAAUAUCUACUAGGCUUCCAUUUUCAGCAGCAGCUACAUGUAUAUUGUCACAUGCAGUGAUAGUAAUAUGCAUACGCUAAAGUAACACGUGACUGGAGAAGACUGUGAUUGCAGUUGUCCAUAACACAAGUGCAGUAUUUGAGUUGGCGCUAUUAAUCUGAAAGCCUAUCCUUUAAAAAGUGCAAAAGAAUGAGCUUAAGUUAACAUGACCAAUCUAGCGGAUAGGUAAAUCUGGAUCAAAAUCAAUAGGAUGUAAAUAUGCUUUAUUGGCACAGUUGAAAUAUCGCAAACCUGAUUUUUCCAACAGUGUCUUGAAGCUCGCAAAAAUGUGGUAAACUCACCAUUCCUCCUUUCUCACACAUGAGGCCCCACCCCCCAGUUUUCUCUAACCAUAUUUUGUCAUUGCAUCCCAAUUGGCAACUAUUGUUUUAUUGUUAUGUAAGCCGGUAUGAGGAGGUAUUUUGUUUUUUUAAAAGCAAACAAACAAUCAAGCAUUAUAAUUUUUAUGAAAUAUAUAAAAACAAACUCCCUGUUACUGUUUGAUCCCACCCAAUUCAAACCAUGGUUUCAAAAUACAGUUUAAAGGCAAGUCAUUAGCUAUGGCUGGCCAGUUGAGACAUCGCAUCAAAAUGUGGCUAAGGGAAAGAAACAGGAAAUUAGAGAGUCAGAGAGUAUAAACAUCCAUAACACAGGAGAGGGGAACCUCAGCUCUAAGGGCCAAAUGCAGGCUUCUCAGUCUGGCCUUUGGAUCUUUUUCUAAGCCAUACGCCUCACCUUCAAAGACAAUUGCAACCACUAUCUAUUCAGUGCAGGAGAUGCUCACAUACAUUAUUAGCGUGUUCGGAUCUUGCUGCAGGCAACAGUCUCCGGAUCAGAAAACCCACAUAUCACUGUCUUUUUUAAUAUAGUAGCUGCUUCAAAAUGAUGAUUGUGCUCAUUUAUGGAAGCAGAGAACAACUGUAUUUCAGUCUGCCCAUUCUCAUACUUGCUUUAUUAUAUUCUUAUGUUUAACAAACCAUUAAGUUAUUACUGUUUGCUGUAUAUAUCUAAAGAUGAGGGGAGGCAGACUUUAGAGAAUGAGAAUUUAUAGGCAAGAGCUUGCUGGCCUUAAAAAGCCCCAACUUGCUUUGUCAUAAAAUUGUAUUUUAUGGCCUUCAGCAUUUUUUUUUAAAGAGAUGUGAAAAAUAAGACCAUUAACAUCUUGCAUAACUAUGCAGCAAUAAAUUUUAAAGCCAUGCCAUUAAAGUGAAGUUUUGUUCAUA